CAGCCAAUAUCUAGGCCAAAAGGAGCGAGCGACGAAGAGUUGAGAUUAAGGGACUAGCCCAAGGACGGAUCAACCUUAGUGUCGUGGAUGAGCCCAAGCGACCCGCACUGCCGCAGCAGUCAGUGACCAGACCAGUGAGCUUGUCCCAGUGAGCUUCCUUCCACGGGCUUUUCCUGUCAUUCGUUCUCUCCCUCUUCUCCUUGUCGCCUCGCCUUUGCCGUUUCGUUUACUCGUAGAUUUAAGCUGCAGCUUUUGCAGUUCCCUUCACCUUUCCUGGCGGUAUUUUAUAUCGUUCGUCUCGAAUCGCCUGCACUUCUCGCGUCAUUUCGCUGCUGGUAACCGAACUCAUUACCAUUCGCCUGUGGUCGACUUGUUCCACCAACCCCCAUCCUCCAUCCAGAGCAUCAGCACUAACCACAGCGACGACACCAUCCGCUACAUUGGUUCAUCUGCUUUGAGUUGUUGAUACACACAUCAUCGAGGCACCUAUUAUCGAGACACCUAUUAUCGAGACAACUAUUAUCGAGACACCUAUUAUCGAGACACAUCAACUGUCACCCUGCCUACCAUGGCCGCGGUCCCCGCAAUGCACGCUCGCCUCGGCACACACACCGUCGCACGCUCCACUCCAGUCGCCACCACGCUCCGCUCCGUGCGACGUCGCCUCAGUGUCGCCGGGUCGCACGCGAUCGCAACAUGCGAAUCCCAACCCAACAGUCAUUCGCCGUUCCUGCAAACCGCCUCCGCGACGUCACUGUGCGCGAGCUACGCGAAUCGCCUGGCGACGGGACUUGUCGCGUGCGACAGCUGGCGACGAUUAAGCAGUCGCCAUCAUCAUCGCCAGUGGCUGCACGCAGCCAAGCCGUCGCCGACCCUGUCGCUCCGCUGCGCGGCUUCCGACGCCAGCGCUGACUCGCGCGGACAGGCGGAAGCAGACGGGGCGACCGCGGCGACCGCGGGGAAGGCGUCUUUCGAGGGAGGCGCACGCGGACGGAGCAGCAGCAGCAGCAGCAGCACAAGCUCUGUAUCUGUUGUGUCGUCCUUCGUGGACUAUCUCAACAACUCGUGGACGCAGUUCCAUGCCACAGCAUCGGCGCGGGAGCUGUUGAGAGCAGCGGGGUACGAGCAGCUGAGGGAGGCGGACGAGUGGCGGCUGAGGCCAGGGGGCAAAUACUUCUUCACUCGCAACCUGUCGUCCAUCGUGGCGUUUGCUGUUGGCGAGAAGGUGUCCCCAUCGUCUCUGCCUCUGCGCAUAGUGGCAGCGCACACCGACAGCCCCUGCCUCAAGCUCAAGCCGGUAUCAGCAGCCAGCAAGGGCGGCUGCCUGUCCCUCGCAGUGCAGACGUACGGGGGCGGCCUCUGGUACACGUGGUUCGACCGGGACCUCUCUGUGGCGGGCCGUGUGCUCGUGCGGGGAGAGGAUGGCAGGGUGGUGCAGCGCCUGGCUCAGAUUGACCGGCCGAUUCUGAGAAUCCCUACGCUGGCGAUUCACCUGGACCGGAACGUGAACACAGAAGGGUUCAAGCCCAAUGCAGAGACCCAUCUUGUUCCUAUCCUCGCCACUCAGAUCAAAGCCCAACUGCACGCCAAAAACGGCUCUGCUGCUGCUGCUGCUGCUGCUGCUGCUGCGAAUGGCAAGCCUAAUGGCACAGCCAGCAGUAGUGGCAACGGCAAUGGCAAUGGGAGUGGGAAUGGGAGCGCGGAGCACCAUUCGUUGCUGCUGGAGCUCCUGGCAGAGCAGCUCUCCUGCCCGCCCUCCGCCAUCCUGGACUUCGAACUCAACGUGUGCGACACACAGCGCAGCGUAGCCGGGGCGGGGGGCGCAGGCGAGUUCAUAUUCAGCGGGCGGCUGGACAACCUGGCGUGCUGCUACACGGCGCUGCAGGCGCUGAUCGACGCUGAGGGGCUGGAGGAGGAGCAGGGCGUGCGGGUGGUGGCACUGUUUGAUAAUGAGGAGGUAGGAUCAGAGUCGGCCAGUGGGGCAUCGUCCCCCACCAUGUAUCAUGCCAUCAAGCGCAUAGUCAAGCAGAUGGCCAGGCAGGGAGGGGGGGAGGCAGGAGCAGAGGGAGUGGAGGGGGCGGUUGAGAGGAGCCUCAGGCGGUCGUUCCUGGUGAGUGCGGACAUGGCCCACGCGCUGCACCCCAACUACCCUGAGAAGCACGAGGAGCGGCACCAGCCGCGGCUGGGGAUGGGAGUGGUGGUGAAGCACAACGCCAACCAGCGCUACGCCACCAACCUCGUCUCCUCCUUCCUCCUCAAGCACCUCGCCACCAAGCACGGACUGCCCUGCCAGUCCUUUGUGGUGCGCAACGACAUGGGGUGUGGCAGCACCAUCGGCCCCAUCCUCGCCUCGGGCCUGGGCAUCCGCACUGUGGACGUGGGCAUUCCGCAGCUGUCCAUGCACAGCAUCCGUGAGAUGUGUGCGUCGGACGACAUCGACACGGCGUACCACCUCUUCAAGGCCUUCUACUCCACAGCCUUUGCCGAGGUGGAGGACUCCGUUGACCUCGACGAAUAGAACAGAGCAUCGGGUGGAGUGACCCAUGUGUAGCCCCAUGUGGCUGUGCGACUGUGUGGCCGUGUUGCUGUGUUGCCGCCGUGUUGCCGUGUGACUGAGCUCUCAUCAGCUGCUUCUUGGCCUUCCUUGAUCGCCUCGCAUGCUCUGUGCUGUCACCGCCUUACGUCAUCUAUGCCCAUCCAUGCACGACACCAAUACGGUACCGGUAAGCCAACAGUCACACAUGAAUCCGCGCAUCUGGUUGAUUUAUGUUAUGUUGUAGAUGCUCUUGUCAAACAUGUGUAUUUGUCAUGUUUGUAUAGAUUGUAUAGAGUCACCUCUUAGAGGAUACAAAACUUAGAUAUAUUUGUGUGUACUCUCACUUUACGAUUAUUCAAU
Molecule: messenger RNA, 2896 nt
Organism: Closterium sp. NIES-67
Lineage: Eukaryota; Viridiplantae; Streptophyta; Zygnematophyceae; Desmidiales; Closteriaceae
Source: the annotation of a GenBank genome assembly